AUGAUCGUUCUCUUUCUGGGAAUCCUGUUCUUAUGUUACAGUCAUGUUACUUUAUCUCAAAAUAGCACAGGGGAUUAUCCUGAUGCCAACGAGGUUAUGAAGAAGCUACCUCAAACAUUCUUGCUUCAUUCACUUGGAAAUUAUUCGAGUUUAAUAUGUGGUUACCAACAUUUCUACAAUGAGACCUUGGGAGCUCAGACUUAUAGAAAAUAUAACUUAAUAUUUAAGUACCCGAAACAAAUAUAUAGUCAACCUCUCUAUGUAAGAAAUGUGACUGGGUACAAAAUUUUUAUGGACACUGAUCCAGACCCAUGGAUUCCUGCGACAUUCAGUCACGAAAUAUUGUUUUCGAACAUGAAAUCUUGUAUGAUAACAAGAAACCCAAACCCAAGGUUUCCGAAAGCCUGUAGCCUGAUGGUCACAAAAGAAUGCUUUUCUGCACCUCUAAUAAGAUGCCGACAAAAAUUUGAACAGCACUGCAAAGGUCCUGCAUUCAACUAUAGUAUAACUAACUGUCCUUACCCGGAGACCCUGAUCUAA
Messenger RNA from Ixodes scapularis (black-legged tick), 540 nucleotides. RefSeq lists its product as uncharacterized. Bases 1 to 540 code for a protein of 179 amino acids. The transcript is spliced from 5 exons. The record is from RefSeq and is a predicted model, not a curated record. Lineage: Eukaryota; Metazoa; Arthropoda; Arachnida; Ixodida; Ixodidae.